Messenger RNA from Lachancea lanzarotensis, 822 nucleotides. Its product is annotated as LALA0S01e17524g1_1. The coding region runs from base 1 to 822 and encodes 273 amino acids. Lineage: Eukaryota; Fungi; Ascomycota; Saccharomycetes; Saccharomycetales; Saccharomycetaceae. The record is from RefSeq and is a predicted model, not a curated record. The transcript has a single exon.
AUGCCGUGCCAGGUGACAAGUGUAGACGACUGCGUUCUGAUACAUCAAAACAUGAUGCUAUUGGAGAAUGUGACCAAUUUGGAACGUCCCGCUAUCGACUACUACCAUUGCAAUCUAUCGUGGGACGAUUCGUUGGCAAUGCCACAAACCUGGAACUUACUGCUGCAUCUGGGCAAAUACAAGCUUCUGCGACUGCCUUCGUGCUCUGCUGAAGACGAUACUGACUACCAAAUGUACGUCAAACGGUUGCACCACUGUCUGUGGCGACGCUGGUCCAUCUCGUACUACAAUCUCGGCGCCAACAAACUCGACCCGGGUGCCGUCAACUGGAACAAAGAACAGGAUUUUUCAGUGCUCUAUGGGCCGGACCUCACUAUCGACGGAGAAGCGUCCGUGAAACAACCUCAACUGGAUUCCCUUGUGGGCCACCAGUUCGCCAUGCAGCAGCCACCAAAUUUGCCUCUCCCGGUCAUACUCAAAAAUGCUGCUACUGACAAUGAAACAGAUGAUUCAACAGGCUGUUUCUCUUCGUCCCUCGACUCCCGUGACUCGUCCAUAUUCGACCACAUCCCAUCAAAAUCCUGUCUGAAACACAGCGACUCGUCCCAUCGUGGCCGCAGGCGGCCACUCAAAUUCAACGAUCAAGUGCUGCGUCGAGAUAUAGACCCCUUCGGCUCCCUUUAUGAGCGGAAAAUCCUUUUAAAUGACUCGCAUGUACCCUUUCCCGACAACGAGUCCGAACUGGAAUCGGAACCCGAGCACAUCCAGUACUCUACCGAAAUGUGGGAUUCAGAUAGUGAUUUGGAUUUAGAUUUUGCAUGA